AUGAUCUGCAGGUACAAAAGAUUGACAACAGACCACUUGCAGCCACAGGAUUGUCGUCAGCUGCUAGAAGUGGCAAAAUCAGAUUUUAUGAAUUGCAUCAAGAAGGCUGAUAUUUGUGAAAGACUGUCGGCCAAAGAUAAGGUGUGCAUUUUGCAUUAUCUCGAGGCUUUGCUAAUCCUAAAGCACCUCCAAAGACCUGGAGUGGUUGCCAAUAUGACUGUUGAGGAAUGGCAUGAGAGGGUUCAUCACACCUUCACAUCAGAGGGUGUAUCCGAAAUCCGUGUUGUUGUGGGAGUUAAACAACACAAAACGGCAACCCAUCAAGUGGCGACAUUUGCUCUCACAGAAGAAGAAGAAAAGUGGUUCAAAACUUUUUUUGAUGUGGUGCGACCUUUAUUAGUAAAGGGAGAUCAGCCUCAGAAAACAUUUUUUAUUUCAACAAAGGGAGAACAAAUUUAUAAUGUUACUAAUGAUCUUCGCCAGUUACAUGAAAAGUAUAAGCUGCUAAAUAUUACAAGCCAGAUGGUUCGGCGUACAUGUGAAACUUGGACAUUGGCAGAGUACUCAGAUGUUCAGAAGAGUCUCUUCACCAAGUACCUGGCACAUACCAAUUUGACAGCAGAUCGACAUUAUAGGGAAAAGACAUUACACAAUAUAUGUCUUGGCUCAAAACUGGUCACCCAGCUUGGAUCUAUGUCUAAACCUAUGGAGGCACAAGAAAGCACUUCAAGGGAUGGACUACAGGACAGUGACUCCAUAGAGUCACAUAAGAGAAAUUACUUCCAGAACCUGCUAAAAGAGUUCCCUGUAAACAUAAAACAAUCGAGACCAAAGAAAGUUGACUGCAAACGUAUAUCGCCAUUGUAUUGGCAUCACUGUAGAAAAGAAUGGACAGCUAAGCGUAACAAGAAAAGAGUGAAGCAUAUAAUCAGGGCAUUCCCAGCAAGGCGCCCAAAAACUGUCCAGUUGAAAAAGUACAUAAGAGAAAAGAAAUGGAAAUGUAGUGAAUUAGAGAUUAAACAGAUAGCUGAGGCAUGGAAGCCUAGGAAGUUACAGAACUGGAAAGACUGCAAGGCUCUGGAAGAACACAUCCGCUUGCAAAAUUGGAAAGGGCUGAAAACUACCACAGAUAUAGAAAGCGGUAUAAAGAAAGUAAUGACAGAGAGGGCUUUCCUUAAAGGGGAAGCAAUAUGUGACUUCCAUGGAGAACAGAUAAGUGCCAAAAAAGGCAGAAAAAUGCAAGAAAAUAAAAACUGUCAUGACCUCUUUUUUUAUAAGGAUACAGAAGGCAAGUCAUGGUGUAUCAAUCCAUCCUGUACAUGCCACACUCGGACAUAUUCCAAAUUAAUGUGGAAAUCCAGUACAGAAUUUAAUGUGAUUCCAAUAUACAAAAAUACAUUUGGCAUUCUCAUGCUAGCUGCAAAAAACAUACCAGCCAAUCAGGAGUUAACAUAUUAUGUUGCAAAAUAACUGUGGACAGUGGAGAUUUUUCUUUUAAUAGUUGGUUAGCAUUUCCUUAAAAAAUGGACUGCAAAGACAGUUUGGAAAACUCUGCAUUAUAACAUUAGACUGCCUCUUAAUUCUGCACAAAUAACCACUAUAA
This is a messenger RNA of Pseudophryne corroboree (corroboree frog), 1603 nucleotides long. RefSeq lists its product as uncharacterized. Lineage: Eukaryota; Metazoa; Chordata; Amphibia; Anura; Myobatrachidae. The transcript has 6 exons. The record is from RefSeq and is a predicted model, not a curated record. The coding region runs from base 1 to 1470 and encodes 489 amino acids. Gene Ontology annotation, molecular function: DNA binding.